GUCACACUGACCAUUUAAAAGGCUUCUCAUUAACCAGAACUUCCAUCUCCAUGUGUUUAAACUGGACCACAUACAAUUCAAGUAGGUUUAAGUCUGUGAAUUGCAUGUCAUGUUGCUUUCUUGUUUUGUCUUGGUCCUACUCAUGCCAGGUUCUUGUUUUACGGCACCCACAUUUAUGCCGAGGCAAGAGAGCUCUCCUUCUGCAGAACCACAGGUUGACUUGAAGCUGGCCACAGAAUACCUCGAGCACUACUACAAUCUGCAAGAAGAGCCUAUGGGGCGCACGAAGCGGAGCCGGCCCUUCUUCACCUCCAAGGUGAAAGACAUGCAGAUAUUCUUUGGGCUAAAUGCAACAGGCGUGCUGGACUCAAACACCCUAGAGAUAAUGAGGAGCCCUCGAUGUGGGGUUCCAGAUGUGGAGGAGUACAGCCACCUCCAGGGAACACGAUGGAACAAGAACAUCCUCACCUACAGAAUUGGCAGGUACACCAGAGAUUUGCAUCGCAAAACUGUGGACUCUCUGGUUGAGUCAGCUUUCAGCGUUUGGGCCAGAGCCAGCAGUCUGACGUUUGUCAAGUCGCAUACCCGCAACGCUGACAUCAUGGUGGAGUUUGUGACCUAUGAACAUGGUGAUUUUUAUCCAUUUGACGGACCCAGAGGCACACUGGCUCAUGCUUUCGGGCCAGGGCCUGGCGUUGGAGGGGACACACACUUUGAUGAUGCUGAGUAUUGGACAGCAGGAGAGACAGGUAUUAAUCUGUUGGUGGUAGCAGCUCAUGAAUUUGGCCAUGCUUUGGGCCUGAAGCACUCCAGAAAUCCUGAUUCAUUGAUGUACCCAACCUACAGAUCCUCACGUUCAGCCAACCUUUUAUCCAUAGACGAUGUAGUAAAUAUCAACGCACUUUACAGUCCAGUCAGAGGGAACCCAAAUUACUUUUCGAGGUUGGGUUGGAGUUCUCAGAAUAACCCCUGGCUGUCGGGGUCGCUGCUCCCUCAACUCAUUCAGAACAAAUGUGCUUCAGACACGACAUUUGACGCGGUGUCCACUGUUGGGGAUGCCACCUUAUUUUUUAGAGAUAGAUACCUCUGGAUUAAACACAAUGGGCAUGAUGACAUCAAAGAAGGUCUCAUCACCAACUUUAUGCCAAAGAUUGAAACCAGCAUCGAUGCAGCCUUCUGGGUGCCUCGCAGAUCCGCUGCUUACCUUAUUCAUGAGUCCAUGUUCUGGACAGUGAAAGGCUCUCUUGUGAGGGGAAAGCCUCGGGAACUAAGCCACUUUGGGUUUCCAGCCUGGGUCCAGGACGUUGACGCAGCAGUCCACAUAGUGAAAACUGGACGCACCCUUUUCUUUAUGCAUGAUAUUUAUUGGAGUUACAAUGAAAACCGAAGGGUUAUGGAUUUUGGUUACCCAAAGUACAUCAGCGAGGACUUUCCUGGAGUCAACACAACAAUAAACGCAGCUGUCUACAAAGAGGGUUUUAUCUACUUCUUUGACGGACCACAAGUCUACAAAUAUGACUACGCCCAGAAACAAGUUGUCGGAGUUGAGAAAGCAAAUUCUUGGCUUGGAUCACCUACAAUUGCGCCAACAGUUUCACCAGUGGAGGAAAACCUGGCAGAGGAUUACAUUUCUCGGUUCUACGCUGACAUUGGGAUGACAAACUCCACACUACGAAGAGCUGUUCGGAGCAAUUUCAGUCAGGAUCUACAGGCCAUGCAGGCUUUCUUUGGCCUGGAGGUGACUGGAGUCAUGAAUAAUGAGACUACGACUGUAAUGAAGGAGCCCAGGUGUGGUGUGUCUGAUAUCAGCCGAUAUGGACACUUUAGUGGGAGACCCAAGUGGGAGAAGAGGCUGAUUACAUACAGGAUCACUCAAUACACUCCAGAUCUGACCCAGAGUCAUGUGGAUUCAACCAUCGCACAGGCCUUCCAGCUGUACAGCGAUGUCAUCCCGCUCAACUUUAAGCAGGUCUACAGCGGUAAUGCGGACAUCAUGAUCCUUUUCAAGGGUGGAUAUCACGGGGACUUUUACCCUUUUGACGGGGCGGGUGGAGUCUUGGCUCAUGCUAACUCUCCUGGACGGGGUCAGGGAGGGGACACGCACUUUGAUGAUGAUGAAACCUGGACUCUUAGCUCAAGAGGUGUGAAUCUUCUGCUGGUGGCAGCCCAUGAGUUUGGCCAUGCACUUGGCCUGGAUCACUCCAGGGACAGAAGGGCACUUAUGUACCCCACCUAUCGAUAUGUCAACACUAAUCGGUACAGGCUGCCCGAUGAUGACAGGCGUGGGGUUCAAGCCCUAUAUGGCAGUCGUACGCCAGUGCCAACAACAGCACCGAAACCUAAACCGCCUCCUGGCCCGGACCCUGGACCAGAGCCAGAGGAACCAACAGAGGAUCCAGAAGACCCUCUGCCCAACCCCAGAGAUGAGCAGUGCAGCCGAGAGCUGGUGUUUGACGCUGCUACCUCUAUCAGGGGAGACCUCUUCUUCUUUAAAAAUGGAUACUAUUGGAGGAAGAGUACAACUAUCAGUGGAAUCCGUUUAACGAAAGUGAGCACAAAAUGGUCACAAAUCAAAUCUGUUGAUGCUGCAUUUGAAGUCCCAAACAAGGAUGUGGUGUGUCUUUUUGAAGGUCGUCAAUACUGGUGCAUUAGGUCUUAUGCAAAGACAAUCAUUUCAGGGUAUCCAAAGCCUCUUACAAACCUUGGCCUGCCCUCUUCAGUCAGUAAGGUCGAUGCAGCUGUCUAUGUGCCAACUACUGGAAAAACAUUCAUAUUUGUGAAAAACCUGUAUUGGAGUUAUGAUGAGAGAAGAAACCAAAUGGACUUUGGAUACCCACGAUCAAUAAUUCUGGAUUUUCCUGGCAUAGGCUCCAAAGUUGAUGCAGCCUUUGAGAAUUAUGGAUAUCUUUAUUUCUCAGAUGGCCCCCGGCAGACUGAAUACAUCCUGUCCAACAAGAGAGUUAUACGUGUACUGCUCAACUACGGCUGGCUCAACUGUUACUGAGAACUCACAGACAACAGAUCAAUGUCUAAGAUGUGCUUGCUGCCAGCAUAUUAUGAACAAAUA
Notothenia coriiceps (black rockcod) is the source of this 3067-nucleotide messenger RNA. RefSeq lists its product as uncharacterized. Gene Ontology annotation, molecular function: metalloendopeptidase activity; zinc ion binding. The record is from RefSeq and is a predicted model, not a curated record. The coding region runs from base 110 to 3004 and encodes 964 amino acids. Lineage: Eukaryota; Metazoa; Chordata; Actinopteri; Perciformes; Nototheniidae. Gene Ontology annotation, cellular component: extracellular matrix. Gene Ontology annotation, biological process: extracellular matrix organization; collagen catabolic process; proteolysis. The transcript is spliced from 21 exons.